AUGUUGCGUUUUCUCAGCCUUCUGAUUGUCGCCCUGGCGAGUGUCGCCCUUGGCCAGCAACAGCAACAAAAGACCAGCGGGUCGCCGACGAAUGGGUCGCCCCUUGAUCUUACCGCAAUCAGUGCGUCGGGCGGAAGCUCGACCUUUGAGUGCUGGCGACUGAAUGCCACCUUCAAGUCGCCUACGGGUGCGCAGACGGGCCCGGUGGGCGUGCCGCUCGGCAACCUCUCGGCGACGUCUUACUCGAUAAUCCCCGCCGGGUUCGACGGCGGCCUUCACAAUGCGCCCUCGUUUGUCCUCUUCGCUUCCGGCCUUGUCCACAUCACGUUGCCGAACUCCACCGACAGCAUCUGGAUCAACGGCGGCAAGAACGGACUCAUCAUCGCGGCCGACACGGCGGACGUCUCGAAGUACGGGCACCAGAUUACCGCUGUCGGCGACGAUGUUGCGAGCCUGCAGAUGCCGCUUGCCCCUGGCCGCGACUUCGAUUACGAGGUGCUUCACCACGGGCCCUGCAGAUAA
Molecule: messenger RNA, 522 nt
Organism: Purpureocillium lilacinum
Lineage: Eukaryota; Fungi; Ascomycota; Sordariomycetes; Hypocreales; Ophiocordycipitaceae
Source: RefSeq, a predicted model, not a curated record